AUACAAAUUCUAUAGGUAGUUUCGCUUACAUUCCUUACAACAUGUUCAUAAUACAGGCAUGACUAUGAUUAUAUUUAAAGUGCUCAACUUCACAUCCAAAUAUCAAACUCUAAUUAACUACUGUAAUACAUGGACUAAAUGCCUUUCUUAAUAAGCAAAUGAAAUCAACCGGAGGCCUCAUAUGUAUAGAUUAUUAUGCCUGGGCAACCUGAUGCAGACUGGUUAACUAAUCAUCUGAAGCUGAGUCCAACCAGCAUGAAGCAUAAACCAAUUUCGCAAGUCAGAGUGAAAUUAGCAGGAAACAACAAACCAAUCUGCCGAAGCAUAUUGCGUAGCAAGACUGGGUCGAAUUAGCUCGAAAAAAAUCAAAGACGGCCAAGAAUAUAGCAUACUUUCCACUGCGAAUCACAAUGAUCUCACUUCGAUUGUUUGCUUAUAGAUAGCAGCAUAUCUUCCAUUUCAGCCAACAAAAUAACUUUCUUACCUAUUUGAUCAGGGAGAAAAAAACAACAUGGUUAGCAGAAGCUGCAGCAGCAGGAGUGUGUCCUGUCAUCUCGUUUCAACUGUUCUCCUCCUUUUGUUAACUAAAUGCUCAAUAUUACUUGACGCCAACUCUGAUGGUAACAGUUUCAAACCAGCUUGCAUUGAGCUGGAGAGGAAGGCACUACUUAAAUUCAAACAAGUCCUGAAAGUCCCUCUACAUAAGCUAUCUUCCUGGGUUGGAGAAGACUGCUGCAGUUGGCUGGGCGUAGGUUGCAGCAACCAAACCGGCAACGUUGUCAAGCUUGAUCUCAGAUGCGAUGUACAGGGAAUGACACCUUUCACCUGGGCAUGCAUAGGGGGUGAGUUAGAUUCUUCUUUACUUAACUUAACACACUUGAAUUACUUGGAUAUGAGUAGCAACAACUUCAGUGGAACUUCUAUCCCAAGUUUCAUAGGUUCACUGAAAAAGUUGAGGCACCUUGACCUCUCAGACUCAUCUUUUGGCGGAAUGGUCCCUCCUCAUCUUGGGAAUCUGUCAAACUUGGUGCAUCUUUCUCUUGCUUCAGAUGCUUUAUCAGCGGAAACCUCUCUUUGGGUUUCGGAUUUGAACUGGAUCUCUCGUCUCUCUUCCUUGCAAUAUCUCAGCUUGGCAUACGUGAACCUUAGCAAGGCAUCAGCUGAUUGGCUAUCUGAUGUCAAUAAGCUUCCUUCACUGCUAGAGCUGGACUUGACUAAUUCUCAACUUCAUCACCUUCCACAAUAUCUCCCACAUGUAAAUUUUACAUCACUCUCGGUCAUCGAACUCUCAUACAACCACUUCAACUCUUCAUCACCUCAUUGGCUAUUCAAUAUCAGUACCCUUGUCACAGUAAGAAUAGAUGGUUGUAGCCUUACUGGCUCCAUUCCUGAAAGUGCAUGGAAACAAAACCAUUGCAGCUUGCAGACUCUAGACCUAUCAUAUAAUUCUUUAAGUAUGGAUGUACAACCAUUUAUUGCAGCUUUGUCUACAUGCAGCAAUAGUAGCUUAAGAGUGCUAGAUAUCAUGUCAAAUAAUCUCCAUGGAUCAUUGCCUGAAUCUUUGGGAUCCCUAAAAUAUUUGGAAACUUUUAGUUCCGGAAGGAACUCAAUCUCAGGUCUUCUCCCGGCCACAAUAGGAAAUCUGUCAACUCUGCAGGUUCUAAACCUAGACUUUAACAACUUGAUGAAUGGCACCAUCCCUGAAAGUUUGGGACAACUUUCAGGGUUAUACGUAUUGUCACUCUGGGGUGGUUCAUGGGAAGGUGUCUUCACUGAAACUCAUCUCCAGAAUCUCUCUAGUUUGAAAUUUUUUUCCCUGUCUUCCACAAACUCUUUGGUUUUCGAUGUCAGUCCUCACUGGACUCCUCCCUUCAAUCUAUUCUCUCUCUCCAUCAGUGACUGCAAACUGAUGAGUCUCUCUUUUCCAGCGUGGCUCAGAAAUCAGAGUGACCUCACCGAAAUAAAUUUCUCGAAUGUUGGAAUUUCGGAUGGAAUACCUGAUUGGUUUUGGACAAAUCCAAAGGGGAAUUUUAUGUGGUCCUUUGUGGAUCUCUCUGAUAAUAAAUUAAGAGGACAACUUCCAAGCUCAGUAAAUUUUUAUCCCGGAGCAUAUGUUGAUUUGGAGAACAACUUCUUGGAGGGUUCUCUUCCACUUUGGCAAAAUGUCAUGGAGCUCAGCUUGGCAAACAACAGAUUUUCAGGACCAAUUCCCACAAGCAUUGGAGAGCAGACGCCAAAUUUGUGGAGCCUAGACCUUUCUAAAAAUAAUCUAAAUGGUAGCAUCCCUGCUUCCUUAGGUAAAGCGAAGAACUUGUAUUGGCUGGAUCUCUCACGUAAUCACCUGUCUGGAACCAUCCCCAGGCUAGUGAUGACUGAAACCAUAGAUUUUUCCUACAACAAUCUAUCCGGUCAUAUUCCACACUUCAUGUGCUCACAAUUAUCUUUAGUGUCCUGGCUGAGAUUAAGCAACAACAAUCUCUCAGGAGAGAUUGACAAGUCCUUUCAAAAUUGCACAAGACUGGUAACACUUGAUCUUGGAGGUAACAAACUAUCAGGGAGCAUUCCAGAAUGGAUUGGAGGAGAUCUGUAUGUACUAAUGCUCGGUAAUAACAGAUUCACCGGAAGUAUACCUCAACAGAUAUGCAACCUCCCUUAUCUUCAUGUUCUAAAUCUUUCUCAAAAUCAUCUCUCGGGAUUCAUCCCUCUAUGCCUUGGCAGUUUGGAACGUAUGAAACAGUUAACCAUCCGGUUUGACGACUCAUACGUACCCUCAGGCACGGACAUACCCCUCCGUGAUCUUGAGCGUGUGGACCUAAAUGUGAAAGGAGUAGCAGGAUAUGAAUAUGGCAGAUCUCUCUUAGAUCUUGUGAACAGCAUAGACCUCUCGAGCAAUAAUUUAGGGGGUGAAAUACCUGAAGAGAUAACGAGUCUUUCCUAUUUGGGUAGCUUGAAUUUAUCGCGGAACCAGUUGACGGGAAGUAUCCCAGCGGGUAUAGGAAAGUUAGGGCAGUUGGAAACUCUUGAUCUCUCAAGUAACCAUCUCCGGGGUUCAAUCCCUCUCAGCAUGACCUCCAUGACUUCACUGAGCAAAUUGAACCUGUCCCACAAUAACUUGUCAGGGCCAAUUCCAUCAGCCAACCAAUUCCAGACCUUCAAUGACCCUGCCAUGUAUGAAGGAAACUCAGGUCUUUGUGGAGCACCGCUGCCAACUCAAUGCUCGGCAUCUGAUCAUGAUGAUCCAGGUUCUACUAAAGAACACGAUGAUGGUUCUGGAGAUAGAGGGUUGUAUAUAAGCAUCACACUGGGAUUCAUUAUAGGAUUUUGGGGUGUUUUUGGCAGCUUGGUGAUCAAGAGGUCCUGGAGACAUGCCUAUUUUUCAUUUUCUUAA
Messenger RNA from Argentina anserina (silverweed cinquefoil), 3388 nucleotides. RefSeq names its product receptor-like protein EIX1. The transcript has a single exon. Bases 512 to 3388 code for a protein of 958 amino acids. The record is from RefSeq and is a predicted model, not a curated record. Gene Ontology annotation, molecular function: protein binding. Lineage: Eukaryota; Viridiplantae; Streptophyta; Magnoliopsida; Rosales; Rosaceae.